GUGGCAGCUAAGGUAGUUUCCGUUGCCGGGAGAGACAUAGACACUACGCCGAUCAGAAGACCAAGAUCAGAAGACACAACGCCUGUCACCAACAACACAACCAACACCAACGUGAUCGCACCUGAUGCUCAACGGUCUACAACACCAGCAACCCCAUCAUUAACAUCACCAACCAUCACCCCAGGCAGAAACACUUCAGCAGCACCAUCCCCACCAGUAUUUGCAGGCCAUCCAUGCACGCCGCAAGACACCACCGACAACACGGGCUUCUUUAGAACCAUAACAACCCAGCUAAAAGGCCUUCAAACGACGGUAAACACCAUCAGCCAGGAUUUGCGCCUUGCAAACACCAAACUUGACGCUGCCAAUCGGCGAAUUCUACGACUAGAGACAAUUGCCAAGGGCCUCAGCGUAGCCAGACCCGAACAACCAGCUGCUCCAGAGAUUGCCAGUGAAGAAACGGAAAACCUUCAAAGCCGGAUUCCGGAAGACCUUCGGAUUGCGGACAAUAUCCUGGCCAGUCUUCACCAAGAAGCCAACAACCCUGGCCAUUUUGCUUGCCUUCUGUUGAAGAAAUUGUUUGAGGAAUUGUUCGCGACGGGAUCCAAGGUAAACUUCAACUGGUAUGGUGGAGGAUCCAAGGGGAAAAGGGAUUUGGACAUCAGAAAGAAGAAGGUAAUCCAGACUUACGUCGAGCAUUAUCACCCGGAAGUAAAGGAUCCAGCGGUCUGGAGGGAUCGGGUUGUUGCAAGGAUCAAUGAGUGCCUCCGACGCCCAAAGAAACCGAGCAAAGUAAAUAACCUGGCUACGGACGAUUGUGUGCCUACUCAAGAAGAUGCAGUCCAGCGACCACAACAAUCCGGAGUCGAUGUUCAGGAAGACCAACCCAGACAACUAGUUCUCGAACCCCUCGCAGAAAUUCAAGAUGAGCAACAGAGACCACACGGACCCCUCACUGCUCUUCUAUACGCAGACAUUUAG
Saccostrea cuccullata (small rock oyster) is the source of this 981-nucleotide messenger RNA. RefSeq lists its product as uncharacterized. The transcript has a single exon. Gene Ontology annotation, cellular component: heterochromatin. The annotation marks the transcript as partial. The record is from RefSeq and is a predicted model, not a curated record. Gene Ontology annotation, molecular function: DNA binding. Lineage: Eukaryota; Metazoa; Mollusca; Bivalvia; Ostreida; Ostreidae. Gene Ontology annotation, biological process: rDNA heterochromatin formation.